This is a messenger RNA of Pistacia vera, 1570 nucleotides long. RefSeq lists its product as uncharacterized. The coding region runs from base 118 to 1401 and encodes 427 amino acids. NCBI's taxonomy places the organism in Eukaryota, Viridiplantae, Streptophyta, Magnoliopsida, Sapindales, Anacardiaceae. The record is from RefSeq and is a predicted model, not a curated record. The transcript is spliced from 3 exons.
AUCUCUCAUUUUUUAUAUUAAAACAAUUAUUAUUAAAUCAGCACCGAAACAUUACUGAAUCUCGGCAACCCGACGCACGAUUUCUGUUCCGAUUUGCUCCGGUUCCUGGCCACAAGAAUGUUCCUCAGUUCAUUAACUCGUUAUCUGACCUUGUUUCUGGUUUUGUCUACGGUUCUGCCCUCGUCUACGGCGUUGGUUUCUUCGCCGGAGAUCAAUCCUCCGUAUCCUAAAGCCAUCUCUGAUUUGAAGGAAGCGAUUGUAAAGGGAUUAGGGUUUCAAGCGGAGGAUUUUAAGAUAUCGGGGUUUGAUCUUCGUGAUGCCUUAGUGGGGCACUCGGUGGCGUAUGAAUUUGAUGUAGAAAUCGACAAAAAGUUGAUGCCUUUUAAGCUUUUGGAGGAUGUGAACAGGUGGGAGUAUGUAGAUUUGCCGAUAUUUAGAGUUGAAGAAUCGAUUGGCAAUGAAAAUGGGUUGGUGAAGAAGCGUAAAUUGGAUGGCGGGUUGCCUGUUUUGGCUCCGUUUCAGCUUGCUGGGCCCAUGGAGUUGUGGAUUCAGGAUGCUAAGGAUAUGCGUAUUUCAUUGCCGCAUGAUGUUGAUGCGGGUGUCUUGAAGAAGGUCAUCUUAGCAGAUGGUGCAGUGGUCACUGUCAAAGGUGCCAGAUCAGUUAGCCUGCGUCACCCCAUUGAUUUCCCUCUCCCCUUGAAUCGAACCAAUAACGGGUUUGCUUCUGGUCUUCUAACUCUAGCUGAACAACUUCGCCAUGCUACCCGCACUCAAAGUGCUCCACUCCUCUCGCUCCGCAUUGUUGGCCCUACCUCUCUCUCAGCCCCAUCCUCGUCAUCCCCAUCACCGAAUAACAGGCUUAAGCUUAAGCGUCUGGCUCCUGGCCUUGUGGAAUUAUCUUCCCCUACGAAAACUAAACCUAUGGACGCCCUUUCAACCAUUGAUCUCCAGGAAGAAUCCGCUACAGUUUUGACUCCAAAACACUUCGCCACGAUGUGGCCUAUCGCAUCUGUCAAUGGCUCAAACCGUAACUUGCUAGGUUUUGAGAAAUUGCUUUCUUCUGUGCUGGGUCCCAAGGCUAACGAGAAAGGUUCUUUCAAGCUGUUAAAAGCUGAUGUAUCAGCUCAGACUUUUGUGAAAAUUGGUUUUGCCGUGGAGAAGAAGUUGAAAGAAGGAGAUGUGAAGGAUUUUCCUGAAUGGAGGACUAAGCCUGAGACAGUAAAGAUGCACUUUGAGGUGCUGGCUAUGGUCGAUGGCGAGAAGGUCAUACCACAGACAGUUAUGCAGGUUGACCCUGUUAUCGUCGAGGACACCGUUGCACCAAAUGUGAUGCUCCUCGAGAACAGGACUAUGACACAGACUCCUGUUAUUUACCCUCCUUUGAGCCCCUUCACCCUGUAACUUCUUGGAGCUUUAGGGUUUUCAAAUUUUGUCCAUGCUAUUGGGGGGCAAAAUGUAAAGAUGAAAUACUUUGAAUUGUCUACAAGGGAGUUAGAAGAGUCUAAAUAUGUAUAAAGAAAAUUACGUAAUGAAGUUGUAAAAGUCUGUUUAACAUAAUAAUAUUAUAGUA